AUGGGGAUUACUGGAACGGGAGCCGAGACAAGUGAGAGGGUGAGAGAACAAGAGGCAUCGACAGAGAAGAGUGAAGGUGCACAAGACCAACACCGCGAUAAGAUAGGAACCUGCAGCUGUCGCGGAGAACAAAGGAGAGGCAGAGAGAGAGAACGAGGGAGCGAGCGAGCGAGAGAGAGAGAGAGAGAGACAAUCGGGCUGCGCCCAGCCUUUCCACCCCUCGCACUCCCACCUCCCUCUCUCUCCCUUCAAGAGCAGGCGUGACACACGGACGAGCCGCAGGCAUGGAGACGGGCAGCCCACGGAAGAUCCAGUUCACUGUCCCCCUACUCGACUCUCACCUGGACCCUGAGGCAGCUGAGCAGAUCCGGAGGAGACGGCCUACUCCCGCCACGCUGGUGGUCUCAAGUGACCAGUCUUCUCCAGAAAUUGAUGAAGACAGAAUGCCCAACCAGCUCUACAAGGCAGCCUUGAUGAACUCACCACGUCAGAGGAGGAAGGGAGCCAGAGGCACACCCACGAUGAAAGAACUGCAGUUUCUGGUUGAGCAUCACCUGUACAAGCAGCAGCAGAAGCAGCAGCAGGGAGGAGACGAGUGCUCCUCAGAGAGCCAGGACUGCUUCUCCGACCGGCCCAGCCCCGACUGCCUCCACUGUAGUGCGGACCUCCCAGAAGACGACGGCGUUUGGACUUUAGAGGACAGAGUGAAUGUGGACGUCAAGGAAAAGGAGCAAAGCCAGUUGGAAUGUCCAGAAGAAAAAUCAGGUCCCAGCAACCAAGCAGAACAGAAGAGUAGCACUCUUGUAAAUGAGAAGGACUGCAAAACAACAGGGGUCAGUGAGGCAGAAUCCACACCUCUUCCAGCACACGUAGAAGGCACAAGCUCUCAAGAAAAUUAGGCGGCAGAUAUGAAGACAGGAAAACCAUUUCUAUGAGGGUCUUUUAUAGACUCAAUGAAUCAUUUUUAAUUUAUUGUCAAAUUUCUCCCUUCUCUUGGCCACAUUUCAAGUUCAAGGUCAAGGUCCGGUUUAUUGUCACGUGUACAGAGUAUAGUAAAGUUCUUACAUGCAUGACCAACAUAUUGCUUUUAAGAGAUGAUGGUUUAGUUUUCCAUUCUAAAGGUCUUGUGCAUUCAGUUGAGAGUCACAGGACUUUCUCCAAAACUGAUUUUAAUUUCAUUGAAGAGAUCAAAGUAUGUACUUAUACACACAUUAUACAGUAUAUUGUAUAUAUUAUAUACAGUAUAUAAAAAAUAAAUUCCUAACACUAUGCCAUUCUUUAGUAAUUUGUUGUCCUCAGAACUGGUUAAAGGAGUGAGUGCUUUCUGUUAGCUCCCUGUCUCAAACUGACAGAUUCACACCAGUAAGUCACAGUUUGUCUCUUCUAUGCACACUCUUGUUCACGCCCUUGCAAGUAAGGUGGCCCUUGUGAAAAAAGCAGUCCCCCAGAUGGACAGGGUGUCCCCCACACUGCUGCUCACUGUGCCAGUGGUUCCUUUGUCCUGCUUAGAGGCCCACAUCACACUCGCCACAAUUAGACAUUAAGGAGAUCUGUUCGAUUUGUAUCUUAGGAAUGGCACACUAAUGUUACAGUAAGAGUGUAUGCCCACCUUUGGAAAUUCCUAAUAACACUAAUGUCCGAUUCAUUAAUCAGAAUUUUAAAGGACAAAACUACUGAUGUACCAAAAUAAAAAAUAAAAAAAAACACUGGGCUGAAUGACGGACAUUUUUUUCCCCCAAUUAUUUUUUGUCUUUGGAUAAAGCCUCAUUUUAAUUUAUGCUUUUCAAUCAAACUGAAUUCUAAAAAUGCAAAUUAAUUAAAAUUCCUUUUAUUAUUGAAGUCAAUCAGUCAUUUUCUAACCCACUUAGUCCUGAACAGGAUUUGUGGGUGCUGAAGCCCAUCCUAGUUAGCAUAGGGCACAAGGUAGGUACAAACCCUGGACAGGGCGCUAGUCCAUCACAGAACUGAAAUCAGUUUUUUAAACAAAUAACACAGUAACAAAAUAUAAGUGGAGUUAGCUUGUCAGGUUGUUUGGUCCAUUCCUUGGCUGGCAACUCAUACAGAUUAACAUUGUUUAUCAAGCUUAACUUACCUAAAUAUCAUUGAUUUCUGUUUCAGUUCAGUCUGUCCCAGUAUGAUCCCUUUUCCUUCUAAACAUGUUCUUAUUUCUCACAGUAUGUCACUACUGUUCAUAGCUUGUAAAAAAAAAAAAAAACAAGAACAAUCCUCUCAAGAUGUCAUCUGUUCCCCACAA
Erpetoichthys calabaricus (reedfish) is the source of this 2254-nucleotide messenger RNA. RefSeq names its product protein phosphatase 1 regulatory subunit 1A-like. Bases 285 to 899 code for a protein of 204 amino acids. The record is from RefSeq and is a predicted model, not a curated record. Gene Ontology annotation, molecular function: protein phosphatase inhibitor activity. Gene Ontology annotation, biological process: intracellular signal transduction. Gene Ontology annotation, cellular component: cytoplasm. NCBI's taxonomy places the organism in Eukaryota, Metazoa, Chordata, Cladistia, Polypteriformes, Polypteridae. The transcript is spliced from 7 exons.